Drosophila santomea is the source of this 928-nucleotide messenger RNA. RefSeq names its product transmembrane protein 138. Bases 190 to 687 code for a protein of 165 amino acids. The record is from RefSeq and is a predicted model, not a curated record. Gene Ontology annotation, cellular component: cilium. The transcript has 3 exons. Lineage: Eukaryota; Metazoa; Arthropoda; Insecta; Diptera; Drosophilidae.
UGUUUUCAAACACAGUUUGAAUCGUUUUCCAUGGAAAUCUGUCUAUCGAUAAGCUUAUAUUAAGACCCCAACUGCGCAUGACCGCAGUGGUGGCUUUGACGUCACCAGGACGAAGGACACAACAAACCCCCGCACAGUAAGCACGCAACAAACGGACCGCAACCAAGCGCUUGACAUUUGGACACCGCCAUGAAGCUAACUCUGCGUCGCUACUCCUGGGUGCUGCUGUUCCAGUUCGCCCUUCUGGGAGUGGACCUCUUCUGCAACGCCUUUGGUCCUUCGCUGGCCAGAAACCGAUUGCAGACAGCCAUAAUACUCUUUGUCACCCAGGAUGCCCUGAUCAUCGCGGAGUACCUGCUGUUCACCCUCGCGCUGCACUCAACGUGUGUGUACCAGGUCGGCGCCUCGCACAUAAUCCUGCGGAACUGCAAGCUCUUCAUGGCCAGCAUUACCAUCUACUUUCUGCUGUCCGCCUCCCAGCACUUCUGGAUCAUCUACCAAUACCGUCAGCCGCCAGAAGAGGACGGCCACCAUUGGCCAUUGGGUCUGAUUGCUCUAUCAGUGGCACAGCGCAUCAUGUCGGUUUUCUAUUACUACAGCUCCAAGUCGACGGCUCUGACCAUGGCAGAUCCUCGCUUCAAGGAGGAGCAUCUUGACUGGAUCGCAGAUCAGUUGGGCGACAAGUAAGACGACUGUUAAGUGGACAAUGCAAUGAGUGAGUCAGGAUAAGAAGUGUACUGUACAUAGAGUUAUGAUAUAAUAUGAUAUUCUAUAAAGAUAUCCAUGUCUCGUUAGUCGCUGAUUUAAUACAUAAAUGAUAAAUCCCUACGCCGUAGAUAGCACAUACAUUAAAGCGACCGAGUGUAGAUGCAUUUAACAUUUAUGACUCACGUGUGAUUAUUGUUUCAUUAGCAUUCAAAUUUCCAGA